This is a messenger RNA of Gongylonema pulchrum, 204 nucleotides long. Lineage: Eukaryota; Metazoa; Nematoda; Chromadorea; Rhabditida; Gongylonematidae. The record is from the annotation of a GenBank genome assembly.
AUGUCAACCACAAAGCAUAGCACCGAAAGCGAUUAUGAGAUGGCCUAUCGUUCAACCAUCCAGCCACGUACGGCCGUCCGUACACAGAGCCGUCAAUCCGGAGGCUAUAGCACCGGAGCAGUCAGCGGUGGUGGUGCGUCAAUUUUUUUUGGUUUUACCUGCCUCGUUGAAUAUAUUCUGAUUCAGACUGAAUUUUUCCACUGA